Ooceraea biroi (clonal raider ant) is the source of this 339-nucleotide messenger RNA. RefSeq names its product V-type proton ATPase subunit D. The record is from RefSeq and is a predicted model, not a curated record. Gene Ontology annotation, molecular function: proton-transporting ATPase activity, rotational mechanism. Lineage: Eukaryota; Metazoa; Arthropoda; Insecta; Hymenoptera; Formicidae.
AUGCAGGUGGCCAAACUGAAGAAGAAAUAUGGGAUAGCGAUCGAGCUGCUGGUCGAACUGGCGUCGUUACAGCACAACUUCCGGGUCCUCGACCAGGUAAUCAAAGAAACGAAUCGUCGCGUGAACGCUCUCCGGUACAUCAUCAUACCGCGAUUAGAACGAACCCUUGCAUACAUCAUCACCGAACUCGACGAGUACGAGCGUGAAGAGUUCUAUCGUCUUAAGAAGAUACGGGAACAGAAGGCAAGACGGCGAGCUGGAAAGUCCUCACAUGAUCUAACUCGAAACCCGGGCCAUGCGGACAUGCUCGACAACACGGAGGAGGAUCUUCUUUUUUAA